GGCUCAAGUCCAGUGCAGUGGCUGCUGGUUUCUGCGUGCCUUGCGCAGGAAACCCGGGCAGCAUGGCGUCUUCAGCAGUGGCGGAUAGCUUCACCACCCGUGAAGAUGCCAAGAAGCAGAAGGCCCUGCAGGAGGCGAGAGCUGCGGGCACGGCCGCACCUGAGACAGAUGAGUUCACAGGGAAGAUGAUCAACCCGCACAACCCAGAGUUCAUCACAAAGGCGCCUUGGUAUUUGAACCAAGACAAGCCGUCCUUGAAGCAUCACCAAGCCUGGAAUGCCAAGUCGAUGGGCACCAGGGACUGGUACAUUCGAGGUACCAAGGGUGAUGUGAAGACCAAGUUCAUCAAGGGUGCCUGUGAAAAUUGCGGUGCCACCACUCACACCAAGAAGGACUGUGUGGAGCGCCCGAGAGCCAUCACGGCCAAGCAGAAUGGUAAGAAUCUCAUGCCAGACGAGUACAUCAUGGAGUUGAAUCUGGACUACGACGGCAAAAGGGAUCGUUGGAACGGUUUUCAACCCGAUGAUUACAAGCAGGUCAUCGAGGACUGGGAGCGGGUGGAGGCGGAGCGUCGCCGAGUGAAGGCCGCAGAGAUGGAGGAACGAGCCAAACUGAAGGAGCGUCUGAAGGCACAGAAACGGCUGCUGAAGAAGAAACGCAAGCAGCGCAGACGACAGCUUCGGCGGCAGGCUGAAGGAAAGGAGGAUGACACAGACACGGGCGAUUCGGACACGGGCGACUCGGACACCGACACGGACACCGACAGCGACAGCGAGGCUUCGGACGAUGAGGACCUGGGCGAGAAGCUCAAGGACUUUGACAAGUCCACCUCGACGGUGGCGGCGAAGGAUGAUAAGCUCCGCACCACCACCAGGAACCUCCGAAUACGAGAAGACACGGCUAAGUACUUGCUGAACUUGGACGUGAACUCCGCCUACUACGAUCCCAAAUCCAGGUCUAUGCGUCAAGAUCCCCUGGCGCACCUGAAGGACGAGGAGAAAGGGACCACCUUCCGCGGAGACAACUUCUUGAGGCAUUCGGGGGAUUCGAAGUCGUUGACCGAGCUGAUGUGCUUUGCCUGGGAUUCUUACAAACAUGGUGAGAAGAUCCACGACACAGCGCAGCCGACCCAAGCACUUAAGAUGUUUGAGGUCUACCAGAACCGUGCCACUGACUUGAAAGAACAACAGCAGAAAGAGCUGAUGGACAAGUACGGGGGCCAAGAGCACAUGGAAGCGCCACGCGAGUUGAUCUUCUCGCAGAAUGAGAACUACGUGGAGUAUGCCCGAGACGGUCGAGUCUUGAAGGGCUCGGAAAGGGCUUUGACGAAGUCCAAGUACGAGGAGGAUGUUCUCAUAGGGAACCACACCUCUACCUGGGGCUCAUGGUUCGACGCAGCCACCGGAAGGUGGGGCUUUGCCUGUUGUCACCAAACCAUGAAGAAUGCCUACUGCGUUCCCAUCAAGAAAGGUGAGUUGGAGGCACCAGCGGAGGCUGAAGAAGGCGUCGAAGCUCCUGAAGCCCUGGCAGAUGCGGCUGGUGAAGCCGGUGAAGCCGGUGGCAGCCUCCCAUCUUCUGCGCCCGUCAGCAAGCUGAACGAGAUGAGGACUUCAGCCUUUGGACACGUCCUCGAGGAAGCGGAAGAGCUGGAUGAGAAGAAGCUGGCCGAGGCCCUUCAGCAGGCGAAAAAGAAGCAGAAGUUGGAGAAGAAAGAGGGCCGCCUCACGCUGGAUGAUGAACGCAAUCGGGGGUACGGCUCCCUGGCUGGAGAAAACCUGGCUGGUGAGAUCAGCCCUGAAGAGUACGAGGCGUACCGCUUAACGCGGCAACGGGCAGAUGAUCCAAUGGCGAAAUUCAUGUGAGUCAUGGGGCGUGGAGGAUGGUGGAGAGGAAAGCAGCGCCCUGUGAAAAAA
Messenger RNA from Cladocopium goreaui, 1913 nucleotides. NCBI's taxonomy places the organism in Eukaryota, Dinophyceae, Suessiales, Symbiodiniaceae. The record is from the annotation of a GenBank genome assembly.